Molecule: messenger RNA, 1178 nt
Organism: Trametes versicolor FP-101664 SS1
Lineage: Eukaryota; Fungi; Basidiomycota; Agaricomycetes; Polyporales; Polyporaceae
Product: phosphoribosyl pyrophosphokinase
Exons: 6
Coding region: 77-1039 (320 amino acids)
Biological process (GO): ribonucleoside monophosphate biosynthetic process; 5-phosphoribose 1-diphosphate biosynthetic process; purine nucleotide biosynthetic process
Cellular component (GO): cytoplasm; ribose phosphate diphosphokinase complex
Molecular function (GO): ribose phosphate diphosphokinase activity; magnesium ion binding
Source: RefSeq, a predicted model, not a curated record
UCUGCAGCUUUUCUUUGCUCUGUAUCUUUAUUCGUUUAUGGAUCCUUGCUGAGACCAAACCACACAUUAUCGCACCAUGUUCACCGGCAACGGUAUCAAAAUCUUCACCGGGACCAGCCACCCUGAGCUGGCCGAGGUCAUCACCAGACGGCUCGGUGUCUCCCUGGGCAAGGCGGACGUCACAAAAAGCGGGAUCGGGGAGACCCAGGUCCGCAUGAUCGAGUCCGUGCGCGAGGACGACGUGUACAUCAUCAACACCGGGUGCGGCGAGGUCAACACCGCGCUCAUGGAGGUCUGCAUAAUGAUCCAUGCCUGCAAAAUCGCGAGCGCGAAGCGCAUCACCGCCAUCCUCCCGCUCUUCCCGUACGCGCGCCAGGACAAGAAGGACAAGAGCCGCGCACCCAUCACCGCGAAGCUCGUCGCGAACAUGCUCCAAAAGUCGGGCUGCGACCAUGUCAUCACGAUGGACCUGCACGCCUCGCAAAUACAGGGAUUCUUUGACGUGCCCGUAGACAAGCUCUAUGCGGAACCCUCUUCGAUCCAGUACAUCCGGACGAACUUUGACCUGUCAGAUAUCGUCAUCGUCUCGCCCGACGCCGGCGGCGCGAAACGGGCAACCUCCAUGGCGGACCGGUUAGGCGUCGACUUUGCACUUUUCCACAAGGAACGCAAAAAGGCAAACGAAGUCUCGCGGAUGAUCCUCGUCGGCCAUGUGAAGGACAAGAUCGCCGUGCUCGUGGACGACAUGGCGGACACUUGCGGCACGCUCUGCCUUGCCGCGCAGCACCUGUCGGAGGCCGGGGCGUCGAAGGUAUACGCGAUGGUCACGCACGGGAUUCUGAGUGGCAACGCGCUGAAGAAUGUGGAGCAAUCGGCGCUGGAGAAGCUCAUAGUGACGAACACGCUGCCGCAAUCGGAGAACGUCGCCAAGUGCGCAAAGAUCGAAGUCAUUGACAUCGGCAAUGUGCUUGCGGAGGUGAUUCGGCGCAGUCACUACGGAGAGAGCGUGUCGAAGCUGUUCGACGAGGUGCCGUACUAGUUCCCCGAGGAUAUGGGCGCGCAGUCAUGUUGCAGCAGGCGCAGGGGCUAGGAUCGGGUCCGGGGGCGCGUUGACAGGAUAUAGAUGAGAAGGAUUUGUACAAUGUACACGAAGCUAAUACGACGUUAGUGGACUCUGG